CGACUCAUUUCUUGUGGUCAAUUGCCAUGCAGGCAGAGUUUGAGCUAUAUAUAUAUAUAUAAUAGCCGACUCGCUUGAAUUUCUCUUGUUCCAUUUUGGGCAAUUGAAAUGGAAGCAGCUGUGUUCAAUCUACCCUUGUGCGGAAUUCAUCACUUCUCUUCCAAAUUAAUGGAAGCUCAAGCUGGAAAAUCCAUGUUCGGAGUGGAGCUUCCUCAAUCUUUGAAGUCCAGCUCAUUUCAUCUUCGUUGGGGAGGUUCUUCGAAGCUGAGGCAGAAAUCCAGAUCGAGCAUCCGAGUAUUGGCUUCCAGCUCGAACUCUGUUUAUGAAUCUUCUGCGACAUCGAAAAUUGAGAAAGAUGAUGAUGGAAGUCUUGUUUGCCCUCCUGGUUAUCAGCCCACGCCGGGUAAUCGCGAGCUGCGGACUCCUCACAGCGGGUAUCACUUUGAUGGGAGUACUAGGAAAUUCUUUGAAGGUUGGUACUUCAAGGUAUCAAUUCCACAGAAGAGGCAGAGUUUCUGCUUCAUGUACUCCGUUGAGAACCCUGCAUUUCCCAAGAAAUUAACACCAGUAGAAAUCGCACAACAUGGACCUAGAUUUACAGGAGUUGGAGCACAGAUUCUUGGUGCUUAUGACAAAUACAUAUGCCAAUACUCUGAAGAUUCUCAAAACUUUUGGGGAAGUAGGCAUGAACUGUGUCUGGGCAACAGUUUUGCAACUAAAGGAGGUUUUAAGCCUCCAGACAAGGAAGUCAAUCCGGAGGAGUUCAAUAAAAAGGUAGUGGAAGGAUUUCAAGUCACUCCACUUUGGCAUCAAGGAUUUAUUCGUGAUGAUGGCAGGAGAAACGUUCCAGAGAAAAUUAUCCAGUUUAAGCAAGAGACAAACUAUUUGGAAACUGUAAAAACUGCUCGGUGGGAAUACAGUACUCGCCCAGUUUAUGGCUGGGGAAAUGUUGGAUCUAAGCAGAAGUCAACAGCUGGCUGGCUUGCAGCCUUUCCAGUAUUUGAACCUCAUUGGCAAAUAUGCAUGGCAGGCGGGUUAUCGACAGGUUGGAUUGAGUGGGAGGACGAGAGGUUCGAGUUUGUAAAUGCCCCUUCAUACUCCGAAAAGAACUGGGGUGGAGGAUUCCCUAGAAAAUGGUUUUGGGUUCAGUGUAAUGUUUUUGAAGGUGCUCAUGGAGAAGUUGCUCUUACUGCUGGUGGAGGGUUGAGACAACUUCCUGGAUUGACGGAAACCUUUGAAAAUGCUGCAUUGGUUGGAGUUCAUUAUGAUGGAAUUUUUUAUGAAUUCGUGCCAUGGAAUGGGUCUGUUAACUGGGAAAUAAGUACUUGGGGCUAUUGGUGUAUUGCUGCCGAAAAUGAAACCCACAAGAUUGAAUUAGAAGGAAAAACCGACGAGCCUGGUUCACCGUUGCGUGCUCCUACAUCAGAACGUGGCCUUGACACAGCUUGCAAGGAUACAUGUUUUGGUACCUUGAAAUUGCAAAUGUGGGAAAGAAGAUUUGAUGGCAGCAAGGGCAAGAUUGUAUUGGAUGUCACAAGUAACAUGGCAGCAUUGGAAGUUGGAGGAGGACCUUGGUUUAACACAUGGAAGGGAGAGACUACAACCCCAGAAAUCCUCAAGCGUGCUCUUACAACACCUAUAGAUGUGGAUCAGGCUUUUAACUUGCUUCCACUAUUCAAACCACCGGGCUUGUAGCUGACGAUCAUCACUUGCCGUACGGUGAACUGAAUCAUCGAGGUCGUGCUGGUUCGGGCAACCUUUGCAGGUAGAGCUACUUUUCUAUGAAAGGGUUCAGCUCAUUUUCAGUUGAAAACAUGUGAAAAUAUUUUGAGUACAGACCUUUGCAGAGCAAAGUAUAUAUAGUCAUCAAUUCUUGUGGAGCUGGAAUGGUUGUCAGGAGAGCCAAUAUGCAAUAGUUUUAUAAAAUUGUUUAUGUGCGCCCUCCUCAACUUAUUUAUGUAUUUAAUAGAUCUUAUUAAAUAGUAAAAAAGUUCAACCU
Benincasa hispida (wax gourd) is the source of this 1999-nucleotide messenger RNA. It is a transcript of the gene VTE1, whose product is annotated as tocopherol cyclase, chloroplast / vitamin E deficient 1 (VTE1) / sucrose export defective 1 (SXD1). The record is from RefSeq and is a predicted model, not a curated record. Lineage: Eukaryota; Viridiplantae; Streptophyta; Magnoliopsida; Cucurbitales; Cucurbitaceae. Gene Ontology annotation, molecular function: tocopherol cyclase activity.